GACCAUCAACGAGACAAGAAAAUGCCUUUAACACCGCACACAGCAGAACCAGAAUGGUGGUUGAAAGAGCAUUUGGUUUGCUUAAAUCUCGCUUCAGAUGCCUUCACAAAACUGGUGGAUUUCUGCAGAUAACACCUGAGAGAGCUGCGAAAGUGUUUGUUGUUUGUGCCAAACUGCACAACCUGUGCAUAGACAAUGGUAUUGACUUUGACGGCCAAGUAGAUCAGCAUCCAGAUAUGGACGGUCAACCGUACCAGGGGAAUGUGGAACCCAAUGCACAGAGAACUAGAGACGCUUUAAUUAAUAGGUUCUAAGAAUGUUUUUCUGACCAUAUAAGAUGCAUGUUUCUAUCUUUUAUUGUAUUAUGAAAAACAUCUAGACUUUUCAAAUUGAAUGAAGUUAGAAAUUCUUCAGGAAAACUUUGAAAAGUUCAGUGUGUUUCAUUGUCCAAUGAAAGAUAAAAACAGACAUUUUAUUGUACCCCACCCCCCCCCACCCCCCCGACAACGAAGUUGUAAGAAGGGGAUAUACUGGUUUCAGGUUGUCUGUCCGUCUGUCUGUCUGUCCGUCCGUCUGUCUGUCCUUCCGAGCUCACAUUUGCAUAGUUAGGUGGCUAUAGGAACAAUAGGUAACUGUACUUUUUCUUUGAUGUCAUUCAUUCCGUAAGGCUUUUAUGUGGCUAUUUUUCUCUUACGUGGCUAAAAGAACAAUAGAGAGAACAAAAGAGUAGCCACAUAAGUAUCUAUAUGUAGGAACGUCCGUCUGUCUGUCCGUAGACACAAUCUUGUGCGCACCAUCUCUCCUCAUCCCCUUGACACAAUUUAAUGAAAUUUCACACAAGUCAUCAGUAGCAACAGUAGUAGUGCAUGGGGCAUGUUAGGUUUUUUCAGAGAGAAAAACUGCAGUUUUUUGUUACUAUACUAUAUACAUAGACACAAUCUUGUGUGCAUCAUCUCUCCUUAUCCCCUCAACACAAUUUAAUGAAACUUCACAGAAGUGAUCAGUACAUUUAUAACAACAGUAGUUGUGCAUGGGGUAUGUUAGGUUCUUUCAACAACAAAAAUUGCAGAGUUAUGGGACUUUGUUUCUUGUUAACAUACUAUGUACAUACAGUCUGCAUAUGCAAUCUUUUCCGCGCCUAAUCUUCCGAACCCUUGCACACAAUUUAAUGAAACUUCACACAAGUGAUCAGUACCAACCCUAGUUGUGCAUGGUGCAUGUUACGUUCUUUUAGAUAAAUAUUCUGAAUAGUUAUGAGACUUUGUUUUUUGUUACUAUACUGUAUACAUACAGUCUAUAUACAUACAGUCCACAUAAUUAUGCAAUCUUGUGUGUGUCAAAUUGCAAUGUACUGUGUCAGUGCAUGGGGGGGGGGGGGGGGGGUGUACAUUCAUCACCUUAAGUGAUAGCUCUAGUUAGCUCACCUGUCAAUAAAUUAAUACGAAAACUUGACACAAACAGUCAUCAUGAAAAUUAGACAUGCAAGACUUACUUUGAUUAUAUUUUGACAGUAUUUUUCUUAAUUUUUAGCUCUACUAUACAGAGUAUAAAGAGAGCUAUCCUACUCGACCCGGCGUCUGCAUUUUUCCACGUUGCAACUUUGGUUAAAGUCUUUUUUACACUUUCUCUUUUUUAGCUCACCUGUCAUAUAGCUUUUUCAUUAAUAUUGGGUCAAAUGAUAACUACAUCAAAAACUCAUGAUUCAGCUGUGUCAACUCAAGGUUAAGGUCACAUCUCAAGGUCAGAGGUUUGAGCUCUGUAUCUCAUAAAAUCUUUGAAGGAUUUUCAUGAAACUUGAGUCAAAUGAUCACCUCAUCAAGAUGGGCUGCAGAAUUCAUGAGUCAGUCAUGUCAGGUCAAGGUCACAGCUCAAGGUCAAAGGUUUACCCUUUCACUAUCCAUAACAAUGGUGGGUCUUUCAGACUGCCUUUUUAUAAUGAAAAUGUUUCAUAGAAAUAAGAUUAAAUAUACAAAAGAAAUAAUGGAAGCAUAUUGCUGUUUCGAUUAAAAAAUGAUGGUAUCUUAAGCAAGUAUUUUCAUAAAGGCAUAUGCUAGAAUUCCUGUAUAUGAGAUUGGUAAAUUUUUUAUUUCAAUAUGCAAUAAAAGUCAUAGGUCAUCGG
Mercenaria mercenaria is the source of this 2119-nucleotide messenger RNA. Its product is annotated as putative nuclease HARBI1. The transcript is spliced from 2 exons. NCBI's taxonomy places the organism in Eukaryota, Metazoa, Mollusca, Bivalvia, Venerida, Veneridae. Bases 54 to 314 code for a protein of 86 amino acids. The record is from RefSeq and is a predicted model, not a curated record.